This is a messenger RNA of Tachyglossus aculeatus (Australian echidna), 3041 nucleotides long. It is a transcript of the gene MSH4, whose product is annotated as mutS homolog 4. The transcript has 21 exons. Gene Ontology annotation, molecular function: mismatched DNA binding; ATP-dependent DNA damage sensor activity; ATP binding. Gene Ontology annotation, cellular component: nucleus. Gene Ontology annotation, biological process: reciprocal meiotic recombination; mismatch repair. The record is from RefSeq and is a predicted model, not a curated record. Bases 309 to 2786 code for a protein of 825 amino acids. NCBI's taxonomy places the organism in Eukaryota, Metazoa, Chordata, Mammalia, Monotremata, Tachyglossidae.
CCCGGUCCGGGGCCGGGUCCGGGUCCGGGGCCGGGCGGCUUCCCCCGGCCUGGGAGCCCGCCCGGGGACCCUCCUCGGGCGGCGGGACCAGCGCCAGCGGGGGCGGAGGAGGAGGGGGAGGACGAGGAGGAGGAGGCCAUGGCGGAGGAGGAGGAGGAGGCCGAGGCGGGGGCCUCCUCACCCCCGCCCCCAACCCGGGGGCGACGGACGCCAGCGCCACCGCAGAUUCCUACUUUGGAGACAAGAGUUCUUUUGCCGAAAACAUUAGUGGAUUGAAUUUCAAUUCUGUGACAAGUUCGUCUUCUGUAAUGGAUAUCAAUUAUCCGCGACCAGGAAAAACACCAUUAGCAGUCAGGGGUCAUGUCAGAUCAGGCUGCAGAAGCUGGACCCCUCAGGUGGGAAAUUCAGUUACAUCCUCAUCUGUGGUCUCAGUUCACUCUGCAUCAGUUAUCGUAGCUGUUGUGGAAGGAAGAGGACUGGCCAGAGGUGAAAUAGGAAUGGCAAGUAUUGAUUUAAGAAACCCUCAAGUUGUAUUGUCCCAAUUUGCAGACAACACAACAUAUGUCAAAGUUGUCACUAAACUCAAAAUUUUAGCACCUUUGGAAAUAAUAAUGUCAAAUACUGCUUGUGAUAUGGGAAAUGCAACCAAGUUGUUCAGUGUAAUUACAAAGAACUUUAAGAAUGUGACUUUUACUACUGUCCAAAGGAAAUACUUUAAUGAAACAAAAGGACUAGAAUACAUCGAACAACUCUGUACUGCAGAGUUCAGCACGGUCCUAAUGGAAGUUCAGUCCAAAUACUAUUGCCUAGCAGCUGUUGCAGCUUUGUUAAAAUAUGUUGAAUUUAUUCAAAAUUCAGUUUACGCUCCAAAGUCGCUAAAGGUUUGUUUUCAGGGCAGUGAGAAGACCGCCAUGAUAGACUCAUCGUCUGCCCAAAACCUUGAAUUAGUAGUUAACAAUCAGGACUGCAGGAACAGUCACACUCUCUUUGGGGUGCUAAAUUAUACAAAAACCCCUGGAGGAAGUCGAAGACUCCGUUCUAAUAUUCUAGAGCCGCUGGUUGAUGUUGAAACAAUUAAUAUGAGAUUAGAUUGUGUUCAGGAACUUCUGCAGGAUGAGGAACUCUUUUUUGGUCUUCAGUCAGUGAUCUCAAGAUUUCUGGAUACAGAACAACUUCUUUCAGUUUUAGUACAAAUUCCAAAGCAAGACACAAUUAAAGUGGCUGAAUCAAAGAUAACUAAUUUAAUUUACCUAAAGCAUACCCUGGAGCUUGUGGAUCCUCUGAAGGCUGCUUUGAAGAAUUGUAACACCCCUCUGUUAAAGGCCUACUUUAGUUCUCUGGAAGAUAAUAGGUUUGGAAUCAUUCUUGAAAAGGUUAAAAUUGUUAUUAAUGAUGAUGCAAGAUAUCUGAAAGGAUGCUUGAACAUGAGGACUCAAAAAUGCUAUGCAGUGAGAUCAAAUAUCAAUGAAUUUCUCGAUAUAGCUCGAAGGACAUACACAGAGAUUGUGGAUGACAUAGCAGGAAUGAUAACACAGCUGGCAGAAAAGUACGGUCUGCCUUUAAAGACAAGUUUCAGCUCUGCUAGAGGAUUUUUCAUCCAGAUGAAUAUAAAUUGUUCAGCAUUACCCAAUGGUCAACUUCCUUCAGAAUUUAUAAAGGUUACUAAAAUUAAAAAUGCAUACAGUUUUACAUCAGCAGACUUAAUUAAAAUGAACGAAAGAUGCCAAGAGUCUCUGAGAGAAAUUUACCACAUGACUUACAUGAUAGUGUGCAAACUGCUUAGUGAAAUUUACGACCACAUUCAUUGUCUGUACAAAUUGUCUGACACUGUGUCAAUGCUGGAUAUGCUGCUGUCAUUUGCACACGCCUGCACUCUUUCUGACUAUGUUCGGCCGGAAUUCACCAAUACUUUGGGUGUCAAACAGGGAUGGCACCCCAUUCUUGAGAAGAUAUCGAUGGAAAAACCUGUUGCUAACGAUACAUAUAUUUUGGAGGGGAGCAAUUUUGUUAUCAUUACUGGACCAAAUAUGAGUGGCAAAUCAACUUACCUAAAGCAGAUUGCUCUCUGUCAGAUUAUGGCCCAAAUUGGGUCUUACGUCCCCGCCGAAUAUUCUUCUUUUAGAAUUGCUGAGCAAAUUUUCACUAGAAUCAGCAUGGAUGAUGAUAUAGAAACAAAUUCAUCAACAUUUAUGAAAGAAAUGAAAGAGGUAGCAUAUAUCCUACAAAAUGCUAAUGACAAGUCACUCAUAUUAAUUGAUGAACUUGGCAGAGGUACUAAUACAGAGGAGGGAAUUGGCAUAUCUUAUGCAGUCUGUGAAUAUCUGCUGAGUUUAAAGGCUUUUACACUAUUUGCAACUCAUUUCCUGGAACUAUGUCAUAUAGACGCCAUAUACCCCAAUGUGGAAAAUAUUCAUUUUGAAGUGCAACAUUUGAAAAACAGCACGAGAAACAAGGAGUCAAUCACUUACACCUACAAACUUUCGAAAGGACACACAGAAGAAAAACACUAUGGUUUAAAAGCUGCUGAGGCAUCAUCACUCCCACCUUCAAUAAUUUCAGAUGCAAAGGAGAUCACAACUCUUAUUGCGAGACACAUUUUGCAAAACCAAAGGAGCACACCCGAGACACUAAGACAGAGGGCUGUAUACCACUUGGCCACGAGGCUAGUCCAGUCUGCUAGAAGCUCUCGAUUGGAUCCAGAUAGUUUGCGGGUGUACUUGAGAGGCCUCAAGAAGAAGUUUGAAACCGAUUUUCCUGUAGCUGAACAAGAAAAGACUGAAAAUUGACAAUAAUUCACUGUGAACAGGUGAAGUCAUUGAUGCCGAUGAUGAUGAUCGAGUCUCCCAAAUGGAUUGUUCUUUUAUUGAAUGGUUGACCUCGAAGACUGUUAGAGGAGUUUUGUGACCCAACAAAAACAAAUCCUUUAGCACGUCGCUCCAUUCGAAGGUCAGCAGGAACUUCUGUGUGCUCAACAAAUUGUAAAAUUAUUUAGGCGCUCUUCUUAGGGAUUGUUGACCUUACAGAUUAAAUUAUUUCCAAGA